GGAGGAUUGUAGCAGAGAAAAUAGGACCACAAGACGAAAGGAUAUUGAUUGGAAUAAAGAGCGUGAAAACGGAGACAAAAGGCAGGAGGAACGAUGGACUUCGCCACGGCAGGAGGAGUGGACGGAAGGGGUAAAUCCACCGUACAUGCGCUGCUGGACUUGAAGGACUAUGUACUGGACAAAAGGAAGAGGAGGGAAAAGGUAGUUGCGAUUGCCCUCGACAUUAAGAAUGCCUUCAACUCCCUUAGCUGGGAUUCCAUUGUACGGACCUUAGAGGGGAUGGGGGUCCCGCCCUACCUCCAGGCGCUCAUCAAUUCUUAUUUAAGUAAUAGGAUAGGAAAGGUUGCGGUGGAGGAUGGAGAUUACAUCUUCGAGAUCUCGCCCAAUAAAACAGAGGCGAUAAUCUUUGGAAUGACGUCAACUAAUAAAGAAUGGACCCAGCAACCAAUCAAGGUUAAAGCAGACGUAAUUAAACCAAAGAAACACCUGAAAUACUUAGGUGUGCAGGAUUGCACAAAACUUAAGGGGCCCGAAAGUCAAAAAAAGGAUCAUGCUGGCCUCGGUGGUGACCUCCAUCUUCCUAUAUGCAGCCCCAGUCUGGGCAGACGAAGUGAUGAAAAGACAAAAAGAUUUAGUUAUAAUUAAUAGGAUUCAUAGAAAAUGUGCUCAGC
This is a messenger RNA of Megachile rotundata (alfalfa leafcutting bee), 671 nucleotides long. RefSeq lists its product as uncharacterized. Lineage: Eukaryota; Metazoa; Arthropoda; Insecta; Hymenoptera; Megachilidae. The record is from RefSeq and is a predicted model, not a curated record.